UCGUGAAACGCCCUCACUCCAGUGCUCCGUUAGCGUUCAAAAGGCUUCGAGGGAAAAGAGACAUCGGAAUAUGCCAUCUUCCAUUUAAGAAUAGACAUUGUCUUCAAAAUUUUUCAACUCACUUUAAACACUGGCGGGCCCUCAGUAUGCGUGGAAUGAAUACAUUUCCACGCAAAUCAAUACAUCCCACGACUGAGGUCGGGUGUCUUGUCCACAAUAAUCAUCAGCACAAAGGCAUCUGUCCAGCCGAGCCAACGGGUGUUGCCUGAACCUCUACGGUGGGGGCUGACGGUGUCCAGCCUCGUGCGGGAUGCCAAGUGGGAAACCGCCAUCCCUGCCCUCAGGGAGACCUGGGAGAUGAGAGUCACCCAAAUGAGAUGAUUAAGUAACAGGACAUGUCAUCACUGCCCAACUGUGUGCUAAGCAAUCAGGUGCUACAGGAACAGGGCAAAGUGGAGAGCAAACAACUGGAGAGGCAUUGCGGAGAAACUGGGUGUGGCCAAGCCUUGAGAAAUGACAUCGCCUGCAGACAGGCGACAUGAGGGAGGGCGCAGAAGUGCUACCAAGAAGAGAGUCGAACCAGCAUGUGUGUUAUUGGAUUCUGAGGCAGUCACACAAGGAGUGUGAGAGGUGGCUGCCCCAAAUCCCCAAACAAGAGUAUUUCUGAAGUUUCCCAGUAUUCACACUUCCGGUCCUUUAUUUAUUCAGUUUCUUCUGCUGGCAGUUCACAACCCUAGUGACCUCUUGCUCAUAUUUAAAGGUUCAGCUCAAAUGCGGGUGCUUUUAUGAACGCUUCCGUGGUGUCCCUUCACCCAGUGCUCACGCUUCUCUUGGAACCUAUCUAUGCCCUUUGCCUACGCAGCUCCUUCACCACUGCAAUUAAUAGCAAAUUACAUUUAUUAGGCUCUUACUGUGUGCCAGAAACCAUGCUAAACAUUUUAAAUGUGUUCUUUAAGCCUCAUAAUUGCACGAGAUGUUAUUUCUCCUGUUUUAUACAUGAAGAACCUGAGGCUUUAAAAAGGUUAGGUGUCCCAAAAUACCAAACGAGAAAGUAAGAAAGCUGGGCUUCAAACCAUUUGUGGAACUCUGGAGGCCACUCUUAGGACACUGGACCACAAAUGCUCUUUGCUCAUCAGUCUUCUCAGGAUUCCAGGAUGGUGGCUGACAUAUGGCUCAAAAUUGUUGGAUCAAAUCAUUACACCUGUCAUACAUAUGCCUGGGCCUAAACCUAGGUACCCCAGAUAGACGUCCACCAACGUGGAAGUCACAUACCCAGGAGAAAGUGUAAGCUUACUUUGAAUUUGAGCUCCUUUAUUUCAUGGACUCAAGUGUGGUGAGAGGUCCCAUUCUUUGCUCAACAAAAGGACACACAGAUAACACCGGCUGGGUCUAAAGGUGAGAGCUCUGAUUAACACGCGGGGGGGGGUGUGUGUGUGUGUGGAGGGGGCCAGUCUCCUCGUAGGUAUUUUGAAAGCGGCCAUUCAAGCUGUUCUUGUCCAACCAGGAAGGACCAGUGAGAUCACUCCAUCUGACCCUGUUAUGGGACAGACUGAGGCCCAGACAGCAGAAGGGCUCAGCGGGGGCUCCGUGGUGAGCCGCAGCUGGAGCCCCCAAGUCCGAACCCCGCCCGCAGUUUUUCCUCGCCUAUCCAGUCGGGCCUGGGGCUGCAUCCCCAGGCCGACUGCCUCGGGCGGAAAGCUCGGACCACCGGCUUCCUCCGUCGGUCCCUGACGCUCCUCUCCUCCAGCCACUGGCCUGGUGUCUCCCACCUCCUCUAGCCUCAGGGCCCGGGGAAGAUGCUCCCCCUCUCGUCUCUACGGCGUCUGCAACGCCCUCCCGCAUCUCCGCGGCCGCUCCCGCCCCACUUCUCAGUGGUUCUGCUUCUGAGGCUGUUCAGCUUCGCCACUUGCGACCCACCCCCCCCGCCUCGGCGCGACCCCCUCGUCCCUGUGCGGGCAGCACAGGCCACCGCUUCCACGGGAGACGGGACCCACACCCCCGUGACCUUGUCACAGUUCACCUCCCCGCGAGCCCGAGCCACGCCCACACCCCCACUUCCUUUCGCGGGGCUCGGCUCUUCCGGCCGCGCUGCCUUCUAAUUGGCUGGCGGCGAGCUUCCUCGGGGACUCGGCCACUCGGAGGGCGCCACGGAGGCCUCUCUGGCCGCCGUCCCCUGGCUCGGCCUCGCUCUCUCGGCCGCCAGCUCUCUAUGGUACUGGCGACGACAUGUGGCGGCUCCCGGGACUCCUCGGUCGAGCUCUGCCACGUCUACUGGGACCUGGCUUCCGUGGGGUGACCCCCAAGUCCACCAGCCCAGAUGGGGCUCAGGCUACCUCCUCCAACCUGCUGGUCCCUGUGCCCGGCUAUGAUAGGUCCGGCCGCCAUGGCCCAGGCCCAGGCCCAAGCAGGGGCCCGAGGUCCCACGGAUGGAAGGAUGCCUUCUGGUGGAUGUCCGCUCGUGUCUGCCCAAGUGCUUUGUGGGAUGCCCUGUCAUGGGGCACCCUGGCGGUGCUGGCCCUGCAGCUGGCAAGGCAGAUCCACUUCCAGGUGUCCUUGCCAACAGGACCUCGGCGAGCAGAGCACUGCUGUUGGCGCCGCCCCCUGGACCGUCUCCUCUCAUCUCCCCUGUGGCAUCCGCCCUCCUCCCUGCGGAGACACAUCCUGCCCAGCCCUGAUAGCCCGGCUCCUGGGCACCACGGCCACAGGGAGCUCAGGCUGGGCCAGGAAGAGCCCUCCGCUCAGCCCGAGAGCCUCUCUUCGCUCAGCUCCUUGAGAGCAGCUGGUCCCCACGGUCCCUCUGAGGAAGAUCCCAGUGACAUCGGCUUCCUGCCUGCCAGCAGUAGCUUCAAGUCCAAGGCGAGGCCAUCCCAACCUCAGCCCACUGGCGAAAAGCAGGAACAAGCUAAAUCCAGACCGCUUUCCCUGGAGGAGGCCGUGACUUCCAUUCAGCAGCUCCUCCAGCUCAGCGUUUCCAUCGCCUUCAACUUCCUGGGGACAGAGAACAUGAGGGAUGGGGACCACACGGCAGCCUUUUCUUACUUCCAGAAAGCAGCAGACCGCGGCUACAGCAAAGCUCAGUACAACGUGGGCUUGUGUCACGAGCAUGGCAGGGGCACCCCCAGGGACCUCAGCAAGGCAGCCCUCUAUUACCAGCUGGCUGCCGGCCAGGGCCACAGCCUGGCUCAGUACCGCUAUGCCAGGUGGCUGCUGCAAGACCCCGGCUCCUCGUGGGACCCUGAGCGCCAGAGGGCAGUGUCUAUGCUGAAGCGGGCUGCAGACUCCGGCUUGAGGGAGGCCCAAGCUUUCCUCGGGGUGCUUUUCACCAAGGAGCCAUAUCUGGACGAGCAGAGAGCUGUGAAAUACCUUUGGCUUGCCGCCAGCAAUGGGGACUCCCAGAGCCGGUACCACCUGGGGAUUUGCUAUGAGAAGGGCCUUGGUGUGCAGAGGAACCUGGGAGAGGCCGUGAGAUGUUACCAGCAGUCAGCAGCUCUGGGGAACGCACCUGCCCAGGAGAGGCUGCGGGCCCUCUUCUCCUCGGAGGCAGCAGCCUCGAGGCCCAGCGACCUGGCAGUUCGAGGAGUCAAGUCUUUUUCCAGCCCCUCCCUCUGCAGCCUCAACACCCUGCUGGCAGGAGCCUCGUGCCUGCCGCACGCCUCCAGCACAGGCAGCCUCGGCCUCCUCUGCAGAAGUGGGGGUCUCAGAGCCGGCCCCGCGGCCCCCGCCUGGGCUGUCCCCCCACCGCCCUUGGAAAGGAGUCUCGUCAGACUGGGUUUUGGCUAAGGUAAGACAGGACACAGGCCCUGCUCCCUCACUGGUGCCAGCGCAGGGGCCGGGAGGAGGCGGGAUGACAGCAACAGCGGGGCGGCCGCAUCCCUUUGUGCGGUGGCGGUUCCGCGGGAGCUCAGGUUCUCCGUCGAUGUCACAUGCGUGGCCAGUGCAUGACUCUGACCGUUUCCCCAGUGGAGCCUCACCGAUGAGCAGCGGAUGCGUUCACGGUCACGUCGCGUCUCUGCGUAAAAAGGAUUUGUUCAGCGACCCAUGAAAACCUUGACAGAAAGGUCCAGAGACCCUGGUCCUCGCCUUGGCCUUUGUCUGGGAGCAGCUCGCCUCCCUCCGUUUCCUCAGGCUUCAGCCGCAUCGUCUUCUGCCAGCGUCUGAUGGGUGUGCCCCCGUCACUCACAAGAGGACUCUAGGGCCUAGUCAGUAUUGUUUAUUUCAGUCGUUGUAUGUUAACAUAUACGGUAAAAAUGUGACUGCGCCUAUUACAGUUACACAGAUGCUGAAAACAGUGGGUCAGGUUAGUGAAAGGCCUCGUGACGGGUAUAAAGGGGAGCACGGAUCCAGUUGUGAGGCGGCUCCACGAGCGGCCCAGGCGACAUGGACGGGGUGGCUCCGGUUCAUUCCCAGGGGAUUCUCGAUGGCCUCCACUCCCUUCUGACUCGGAGGGAAGGAGCUGGGAGCCUACAGCCCGAUGCACCUGCCUGACGUGUUCAGACCUUCCGCCUGCCCUCUGCCCUCAGCAGGGAGCCUGUGGAGGGACCACAGCUCGAGUCGCAAAGAAGAGGCCAGUUAUCCGCCCACCUUCCCGAAGAAGCUUGCGUACCUUGCCUGGCACAGUAGACGAAGGAACGUACCUUGCGUGAAGAGCAGGUUCUGGUCCUGCCACCUCGAAGCGGGGGCCGGCCUUGCUGCGCUGUUUCCUCCGUGGAGCCCGGGGGCAGGGGUGUCUGCCCCCCUCCCCUCGGGGCUGAUGUGGGGCAUUUCACGGCCAAAGGACCUUGGUGCUCACGGAGGCCUGAGGAGGCAGAGUCAUGGCCCUGGUUGCGUGGCUUUAUGAGUCACCAGGCCGGAACAAGGAGCCCCGCGUCCUGACUCCUGCCCCAGGCUCUUUUGCAGAGUUCUCUCUGUGAUUUUUAAGUGGAAGCGCUAUCAUCAUCCUGCCGGCGUGCCGGGUGAAGAGAGAUUGAGCCCCUGGAGUCUUGGAGCAGGAGCGUGUGUGUUUUGAGAUCCUCAUCUGUGAAAGGUGUGCCAGAAAUGGCUGAGAGUUUAAUAAAACCGAUACCGGCUGGUCUCAUGA
Molecule: messenger RNA, 5077 nt
Organism: Sus scrofa (pig)
Lineage: Eukaryota; Metazoa; Chordata; Mammalia; Artiodactyla; Suidae
Gene: DELE1
Product: DAP3 binding cell death enhancer 1
Biological process (GO): extrinsic apoptotic signaling pathway via death domain receptors
Cellular component (GO): mitochondrion
Molecular function (GO): protein binding
Source: RefSeq, a predicted model, not a curated record